AUGGGUCAAUCUUGCGGAUGCAGUGCAAAGUUUUGUGAAGCUACAUAAAUAACCACAUAAUCGAACAUUGAACAAUAACCAAAAUACAAUUAACCAGAAACUUCAUCACCUGAAGAAUUAUCAGAAAAAAAAUUUUUCACAAUCUCAGAUGAAUUCAAUUAAUUUAAAUCAUUUCUCGAAGAUUUAUUAAUUAACACUCAGAGUAAAAAACUUAAAUAAAAAAUUUAUGAAAUCAGUUGGGAAAUUUAAUAUUUCAUUAUUACUGCAACAAAUAUUUUCUCCUUUGAUUUGGAAAAGUGGAAAUAGUUCAUUGUUAGUCCUGAAAAAUAACAAAUAAUAGAAAGCUUUAGUGAACUGAUAUCUGAGCAUAACCCUAUGUGUACCUCAGAAAAAUUUAUUGAUAAAUUAGAUUUUGAGGAAUGGAUUAGGAAAACAGAUUUACAGAAUAAAUAUUAUAAAUAAUCAAAAAUUCAUAUUCAUUUCUUUGGACAAAAAUGA
Paramecium pentaurelia is the source of this 498-nucleotide messenger RNA. Lineage: Eukaryota; Ciliophora; Oligohymenophorea; Peniculida; Parameciidae. The record is from the annotation of a GenBank genome assembly.